AUGUGUAUUGGUAUUGGGAAGUCACCUGAAAGUUAUGUCUUGCAGUUUUGCUUCCCAGAAGACUUAUCACGUAGGCUGAAGUCACAGAAGUACAAAGUUUUGGAAGUGGAAAGUAGAAAGCCAGAGUAUACGGUACAGGAACCUAGCAUGCAUGUAGGAAGCGGAAAUAUGACUCUGCAUAAUGGAGAGAAUGAAAUAUUUCAGUUUGUUGAAUACGUUCUUAUAAACAAGCAGUCUAAUGCUUUCCUAACUGUAGGUUGGAGUGGUAUUGUACACAUGGGCGUGGUUGACAUAUAA
Messenger RNA from Brugia pahangi, 297 nucleotides. The record is from the annotation of a GenBank genome assembly. Lineage: Eukaryota; Metazoa; Nematoda; Chromadorea; Rhabditida; Onchocercidae.